AUGCCACUCUUAAGCGCAGGCCGGAUCAAGAAGGAAUAUGUUCGCGGCUCCUCUACGCAGGCCGAUGCGCGUCAGUGUCGUAUCAAUGAACGACAGGUGCAGGAAAACGACAAUAAGGUCAAUCACCCAGACACGCAGGUGACCUUCAACGAGCAUGGCGGCGUCGGCAACCUUGGUCAGCAGCCCAAGAUCCUGAAUGAAGCUCUCAGCGCGGCGAUGAAGGGGCUCCGACGCCAUCUGUUCCUUUCGAAGACAGGCAUCGUGAUACCCUUGAAAGUCAAGGCCGACCUCGCUGAUGACUUCGACAAAAGUGACGCCGAAGGCGUCGAGAGGGUCAACACUCACGAGCUUUCGGGCGGCCUGAUCACAGCCAGAACCGUGCUUAAGUCUGUUCUUAAGUCGGACGUCAAGUACAACCCUAUCCUGGAGUGCUGUGAUGCACAGCCCGCGUACCUCAAGCUUCUCUGUGUUGCGGUCUGGGAACGUCGCUCUUCACAGCGGCACAGUCUGGUUAUGAUUGGGUGUGACAUCGUCGACAAGUAUGACGCCUUCAAGCUCAAGAAGUUGUUUCUGAAGGACAAGCCUACCAAGAACAAUACAAUCCGCCUGCAGAAUGCCGUGCUGGCACUAUUGGAGAAACAGGUGUUCGUCCACACGGGCAAACUGGUGCGCAAGGGCAAUCACGAUGAAGACGUGAAGGUGGAAUUCCUGAUCUCCCCCUUGUGUCAGAAGUUCCCAUAUAGCAGCCCGUACAUCUCCGAAUACGUUGCCCGCGGUUUAAUGGGCCUUGUGAAGGAGAAGGGCUCCCUCAAAUUCCAGCCCCCGCAAUUCCCGGUGGAAGACACGCCCGAGGACCCCAAACACCCCCAGAAGUUGGUACCUCGGUCGAUGGUAGCCUUCGCAGCUACGAUGCUCAAAGUCGCUAUCCGUAGCUACGUAAACGGAAAAUAUUCCCCCGGCGCCAUCAACGAGGAUGAACUUGGCCCGAUAUACAAGUCUCAUGACAACAAGAUCUCCGAGUUGAAACCCGGCUCUCAGGAGGGUAUUUUCAUCAGAAUAUUCCAGGAGGCGUCGACUUGGCUGCCUCCGGUGGUGGCGCCUGAAUACGGCACCACCGAAGCCAUGCAAGAGAGCAAGGAGGACACUCUUGCGUACUUCGCACAGCGCGCCCGUGCCUCCAGUACAGGCACGUAG
This is a messenger RNA of Peniophora sp. CBMAI 1063, 1194 nucleotides long. The record is from the annotation of a GenBank genome assembly. NCBI's taxonomy places the organism in Eukaryota, Fungi, Basidiomycota, Agaricomycetes, Russulales, Peniophoraceae.